Manis pentadactyla (Chinese pangolin) is the source of this 776-nucleotide messenger RNA. RefSeq names its product E3 ubiquitin-protein ligase Arkadia-like. The record is from RefSeq and is a predicted model, not a curated record. The transcript is spliced from 5 exons. Bases 126 to 593 code for a protein of 155 amino acids. Lineage: Eukaryota; Metazoa; Chordata; Mammalia; Pholidota; Manidae.
CCCCUACUAAUUUAGACGGCACAGCUGCACCAAUCCCGCAGCAUCUUCAUGCCACAAACCAGCCAAUUCCUUAUUACAUUCCAGGCACUGCACCUCCAGGACAGAGACUGCAUCAUCGCCAAGUUAUGCAGAGGAUGGAAGAUCGAAGGAUGAUGAUGCAGCAUCCAAUGCUGGCCCCUGAGCGCCCCCGACCUCACCCACAUAGGAUGCACCCCUACGGUGGACAUGGACAUCCUGUGCCUGGGACUAUGUCCUCACAUCCUCGGGGCCUGGGACCUGAAGCCGGAGGGGCUGCAGCUGCUGAGGCACCUGGAGCAUCGCGUCCCCACCUGGACCAUCACCAUAUAUCACUUCGACUUCACUUCGUAUUUGUACGAGUUCUUCCUUUACUGAUACUGGAACCUUUACAAGAAAGAGGAAAUGUCAACAGUGGAGCAUCUCAGGAGAUGAUCGAGAGAUGCACAUACCCACAUAAAUACAAAAAAAGGGACCUGCCCCGCCAACAAGCCAGCGAAGCACCGACUCAGGAAGCCACCGACGAACAGUGCACCAUCUGCCUGUGUACUUUAGAGGAAGGGGAAGAUGUGAGGUAACUAGACAUAAAUUAUCUAAAAUCCGUUGUCAAAACUGUAUAUGAGACUUUAUGUGAAAGUAGACUAGAAACCACAAAAAGAUCACUCCUGGCAUAUCCUGUUACCAAUCUCUGAUGUGUAGAGAAUUGCCUUCCCAUAGUAAGUGAAAGAAAAAGAUUUAAGUCUCUGUAUUGCUACCAGUGG